Molecule: messenger RNA, 3666 nt
Organism: Bombus pyrosoma
Lineage: Eukaryota; Metazoa; Arthropoda; Insecta; Hymenoptera; Apidae
Product: ethanolaminephosphotransferase 1-like
Exons: 10
Coding region: 579-1754 (391 amino acids)
Biological process (GO): phosphatidylethanolamine biosynthetic process
Cellular component (GO): Golgi apparatus; endoplasmic reticulum membrane
Molecular function (GO): ethanolaminephosphotransferase activity
Source: RefSeq, a predicted model, not a curated record
UUCCAUUCAUUUUAUUUUCAUGAAAACAACCAAUAUACAUAUUCAACGAAUUUAAAUAUUGCUAUUUGUAGAAGAGAUAUACUAGAUUCAAUAGAUUUGCAUGAAUUGGCAAAUUUUUUCAUUAUAAUUAGGAAUGAAGAAUAAUUGCAGUAAUUAUCCCAUUACAUAACCAAAAAACCAGAGAGAAACGCGAUUAUUUCAUUUAUAUAAUCUAUUUUAAGUGUCACGAUUCAAAUGUUACUCUAUAUAUAUGAUUCAGUUAUAAUUUCAAUACAUACAAUGUCGCAUCUUAUUUUGCUCAAUAAACAUUUAAUUGGACUCGCUUACGUUAGAGCUAAUCUAUGAAUAGGUAUCAAUACGCAGUUUCAUAGGCAGGAUUUGCGUGUUGUUCUUCCUGUUCGAUUUUAAUUCGGCUCGACGGAUCUUUUUUUCGCGCACUUCUAACCUUCAUGCAUAUUCAUAUUCCGGGGAAUGUCGUUUGACGUUCCCAUGAAGUGAAACAAGGUCAAUUGAUUUCGAAUCGGAAUUGAAGCACGUCUUUCUCCAGCACAGCGGUUAGACGAAUUCUGUACAUCAACAUGUAUCACAAAUUGAAUCUCGAAGUCAAGUAUCUUACUGAACAACAUCUUACCGGCUUCGAGAACUAUAAAUAUAGCUCAGUGGAUACAAGCCCUCUCAGUGUAUAUAUUAUGCAUCCAUUUUGGAAUAAAGUAGUACAGUAUUGUCCGAAGUGGGUUGCCCCAAACGUAUUAACUUUCUCUGGAUUUCUGUUUACUGUCUUUAACUUCACGUUGUUUACAUUUUAUGAUUAUUAUCUAUAUGCAUCAAGUGAUGAUAAGCCACAGUAUCCUCCUAUACCAAGGUGGGUCUUUGCCUUGGGUGCAUUCAAUGUUUUUAUGGCAUAUACUCUUGAUGGUAUUGAUGGAAAACAAGCACGACGUACGCAAACAUCAGGUCCUUUAGGAGAGCUAUUUGAUCAUGGACUAGAUAGUUGGACAACAAUGCUCAUUAGUGUUUGUAUGUUUUCUGUGUUUGGUAGGACAGAUCAUAGUGUAUCUCCAUUAAGAAUGUAUUUCAUUCUGUGGAACGUGUUUAUUAGUUUCUACUUAACUCACUGGGAAAAGUAUAACACAGGGGUACUGUUUCUUCCUUGGGGAUAUGAUCUAUCUAUGGUAGGUACUAUUAUUGUCUUUGUCAUAUCUAGUAUAGGUGGACAUAAAGCCUGGAAGGUUGUGUUCCCUGGUGGUAUACCAGUUGGUGUAAUGUUUGAAGUAUUACUUUAUGUCACUGCAAUUGUAUCUAGUUUGCCUGUAGUUCUAUGGAAUAUAUAUAAAUCAUAUAGGGACAAGACUGGUAAAAUGCGAACGUUCCUAGAUGCCAUAAGACCUCUACUGCCUCUAGCAGUACUCUUUUCGAUUUCAACAAUUUGGGUAGUUCAUUCACCUAGUAAUAUUAUAGACAAAGAUCCUAGGAUAAUUUUCUUAGCAAUUGGAACUAUUUUUUCAAACAUCUGUUGUCGUUUAAUUGUUUCACAAAUGAGCAACACCAGAUGUGAACUAUUAUCAUGGAUAUUACUACCUGUAGCAGUUGCAGCCCUUUUCUCAUUUAUCUUGCCUAGUAUAGAUUUGGUAUUCACAUAUAUUCUUGCCAUUAUAGCUUUAUUGGCACAUAUUCACUAUGGAACAUGUGUGGUGCGUCAGAUGUGUCGUCAUUUCCGUAUUCACACGUUCCGUAUUAAAGAUCGUGCAGAUUGACUACUUGCCGACGAUACAUGUUAAAAAUGAAGAAAUACGAACAAACGGUCGGAAAGAGCUACGAAUGACUGAGUACAGAGCAGACAAACGGAAGAAACUUCAGAAUUAUGAUUGAUAAGAAGAACAAAAGAAUAUUUCAAAUAUGAACAUGCAAAUAUUGAACAGUAGAUAAUAGGAGUUUAUUCGAGCAUACAACCAUCUCUGAUCAUAUAUCUAAAAAUAGAGAGAGUACCUUUUAAGUAAUAUUAACAAUUUAGUUCCAUUUCCAUUUCAUGUUGCUGUGAUAUAAUUAAAGGAGAACCUAGAACCUUUCUUUAUGUGUAUGUACUCUCAAAUAAGUUCACAUAUGUUCUCUCUACUUUGUCUUUUUGUGUUCUGUUCGUAACUCUGACUGUGCAUAGAGCAUUUAUUUAAAGCACGCAAGGCUUUUAGCUGUUGCGCAUCGAAUUCUUCGUUUUUAACAUGUAUUGUCUGAAAAAUGAGAUUAUGAAUCUGGCUUGCUCAAUUUUCCCAUAAAACGAACAUUUCUUUCCUUUAGAGAAAUUAAAAAAUUUGUGGAGAAAUUUAAGAGUCAAAUUUCGAGAUUUUUUGAACUUUUGAAGGUCUCCACAGAAGCUUUUCUUUCGUUUCGAGUGAUUGCUAAAGGAUGAAGUUUUCUUUUGCGUGAAAAUUCUGAGCAAGUUGGCAGAUGAACUUCGAUAUGGAUAAAAGAGAAAGGGUGUAAUGCUGGUGUAAUAAGAUAGAAGACAUUAUUUAUUUUGCGUAAGGAUGUAUGUGUAUGUUAUAUUAUAUUUAAUCGGCUUCCUGAAACGAAGAAUCUUUGCAAAUAACGAUAAUGUUGAAUCACAAAUUUUGACUUAGAUUAAAUCAAGUCAAUCAAAUUGAUUCAAGUACCUAGCGAGUAACUGAAGAAAAGAUAUGCGAUAUUUCAUUUUCUUCUUUCUUUAUAAAAUAUUCCAAAUGACGUUUUAGCCCAUACUCAUUGCGGAUUUUUAUGCAUUUAUGGGAAAUUUGAAGAUGCAAACAUAUAUAGAAUUUGCAUAAAGCGCAAAAAUACAUAAAAUAUAUUACUAGUUACAAUAUUCAAUAGGUAAAGCAAGCAUGCUUAGGUUUCACUUUUUUAUUUGUGUUUAUAAAAAUAUGAAUUUGCCUAAAAAUUCGCAAUCUAAAAAAAUUCAAUAAGUUUUCAACGUGGGAAAAAAUAUAUGAAAUCACAGUCAGAAGUCAGAAAUCAUGCAACAAUUAAUUAUCUGAUCUUUUUUUGUUGUUAAUACCAAUCAAUUAUUAUAAUUUUUGUCUAUAAGAUAUGUAGUUGGUGACAAUAGCAGAUGGUGUAAAAUAUAUAAAUAGUAAUUAUAUUAAUUAAUUUGUGAACUGAAAUGAAUAAUCUGGCUUGUAAGUUAGGAAACAGUAUAUGCAACUAUUAAGUGUUAAAUAAUUCCCACGUUGUACGAAUAAAACGAACAAAUAAGUCAAUGUAACACUAACCAAUUUGUUGAAAUGUGUAUUAUCAUGGAUUUCCAUUGAUUUUAUGCAUUGAAAUUCCAUUAUUAAUGUUUUAAGCGAAAAUUUUUCUAUUCCUGCAUUUAAUAUUGUUACUAGUCUAAUUUAUGUUAUCGAUAUACAUAAUUUUAAGAAAUUUAACGCAUUGCAUUUUGUAAAAGAAAAAAUUAAUUCAAGCAUUUGUUCGAAAUUGUAAGUAGAGUGGAGAAUGUUAAUAGAUGUAACGAGUUUUUUGUAAACUUUAGUAUAUGUACAUACAUAGUCUCAAAAGAACUUACCGAACGUGUAGGAACACGAAAUGCUAAAUUUUUUAACUAACCUAAAGGUGUUUAUGGACAUACUUGUACAAAUAGUAAUUAACGAAAGCUAUGUAACUUGUUCUAAUUAAAACACCGUUUAUGUAACUUUA